ACUGAUGCCUUUUUAGGGAGGGAGUUCUGCCAUCCUUACCUGGUCUGGCCUACACGUGACUCCAGACCCACCGUGAUGUUGACUUCUAGAGUGGCCUAACAAACACGUCAGUUCAAGGAGUUUAAAUCAAGCUCAGAGUUACUACUGACACACACGGCGAGCCAUGAUGUCGAUGACGGUUGAUCCCGAUUUGAAAACGCGGGAGGAGAAGGACGCAGAGCUGGACCGGAGAAUUGAAGCUCUGCGAAAGAAGAACAAGGCGCUAAUGAAGAGACAUCAGGAAAUUGAAGAAGAUCGGAAAAAGGCGGAAGAGGAUGGUGUCUCUGUGACCAAUCGGAAACCCAAACAUGAGGCAGAACACGAGCGCAAGUGGGGGGCAAAGGAGACUACGAUGGGUGUCAGUGACCUGAGUAAAUCACCAGUCGAGAAGCGAUCCAUGAACAAUAAAAAGACGGUGACCUCUCCCCGGAGAUCUGUGGACCCUCCCGGGAGACGGUCUGGGACGUCCGGUCCCAGGCAGGAGGCUACAGACCGGGACAGGAAUCAGCAAUCCCCGGGGAACAGGGCCGACAGGAUGACGUGGGGAGAUCACCCAAACAGGAGCCCCCGAAAGAUCAGCGGACACGAGAGCCCGAGCGGAGGGAGACCGGGUCGGGGAGAGCUGGGGGGACGUGCCAGAAGAGGCCGUGCGGGGGGAGGUGGUCCUGACGGAGCAGGGCGUGGAUUAGGCAGUGCCUCACAGCAGGAGAGGCGAGUCAAGGAAUGGGAGGAAAAGCGAAGACAGAACAUUGAGAAAAUGAAUGAAGAAAUGGAGAAGAUCGCUGAAUACGAAAGGAGCCAGAUGGGCAGAUGGUCAGGCUCCAAGGGUUCUGUCGACAUGACAAUGUCAAUGACUGGUCGAGAGAGGGCGGAGUACGUGCGCUGGAAGAAGGAGCGAGAGCAGAUCGACCAGGAGAGGCUUGAGCGACAUCGCAAUGCAAUGGGACAGUGGAGACGAGAGUGGGACGCUGAGAAGACUGAAUCCAUGUUCAAAGAUAACCCAGUUCCCACUGUGAGUGCUGAAGGUCGCAGUAUGCGAGACGACCGACGCCCUCCAAAGCCGCCAACAAUUUCAGACUACAUUCCUGCAGCCAGAAGUAAGGAUCCCAAGAGAGGGAAAGAGAAACGGGAAAAUAAAAAUUACAGCAUGCACGACAAUCGAUGGGAAACGUGUGAAGCCGAAUGUGAGCAGAAGCAAAUAAUUGAACAGGAAAAGGAAGAGGAGCUUAAAGAGAAACCUGCUCAAGUUCAGAGCGAGGGGAAGGUGGAUGUGGGUGAGCCUCCUGCAGAUGAGGUGGAUGAUGAAGAUGAAUGGGAAGAUGCUAGUGAUGAUGAGGAGGAAAUAGUUGGAGAAGAUUUGUCGGAUAAUGAGGACGAACUGAAGGAGACAAAGGAGCUUGAGGAGAACGAGAAGAAAGACGUUGCAGGAAUAACGGAGGAAGUGGCGAAGGGAGCUGAGGUGGUGCAGACCCCCAGCAGAAGCCCGGAGGUCAGUGCCAAAGAGCAACAAGCUAGGAAGUCAAGAGAAACGCCCAAACUUCACACUCCUCCAAACGAUGUGACUGUGCAGCCUAAGGAAUCCGAAUGCAAGCCACUGAGUCCAUUCUCACUUGAUGAGUACCACCCAGUGAAAGACUGGGCGGAGGAAAUGGAAACAACAUCACCAAGAACCAGUUUGGAGCAGAAUCCCUUGCAAGCAGUUAAUGCCACAAAGGAGGAGCAGAAAGUGGAGGUCAGGUCUGGGGAUAUCCCUGUCGCCGCUGAGUUGGAUUUAGAGGCAGGCAAGGAGCAGGAGGCAGUGACGGACCAGAUAUCUCUGCAGAACGUCAGUGGAAGCAAUAAUCCUGCUGAUGAAAUCCUGAAAGAGCAAGAGGAACUGGAGAUUGAAAAGACCAGAGACACUGCCACCAUUGUGGUUACAGCAGAAAAGGAGCUUAAACAGCCGCUCAUUAAUCAGCGAACAGGGGAUGUUUUGGAAUCGGCCACAAGGACAACACAGAGGACAGAUUGUGUGGAAGGAAAUGAGCCCAGCUCAGGUUGAGCAAGACCACUGGAAUGGAGACCUUCAUCUCAGCUGGAAAAUUGCAUCUAUCUGCAUGUGGGAAGAUAAUUAAUGUACCAAAAAACUGCCGUUUAAUGAGUUCAGAACUAGUCAGAGCAGAGGCUCUGGAAAUCUGAUUGGUGUAGGAACUUACUGGCCCUCAGGUUGAAGGGUCAGAUUAAAAUUCUUGAAAUGUCAGCAGGAAUGACUACAAUUUUUACACCAAAAGAUUUUGAGAACUGUAUAUGUAUAUAUUCAAGUAGUUGCAAAUGAAAUGGCAGCUUCCUCAACCAUAAAAUUGAACAACUUGGGUUUAAAGGAUCCUGCCUUUUGCUGUGGGAGCGGAGACAAUAGGUUGAAUGUUAUUUUUGCAACACUAAAUAAUGCAUUAUAUCUCAAUAAUUAUAAUAAACGUUCUGGAUCAAAUUGCAUUUCAUUGAA
This is a messenger RNA of Rhincodon typus (whale shark), 2521 nucleotides long. It is a transcript of the gene ccdc9, whose product is annotated as coiled-coil domain containing 9. Bases 164 to 2080 code for a protein of 638 amino acids. The record is from RefSeq and is a predicted model, not a curated record. NCBI's taxonomy places the organism in Eukaryota, Metazoa, Chordata, Chondrichthyes, Orectolobiformes, Rhincodontidae. The transcript has 14 exons.